Molecule: messenger RNA, 1094 nt
Organism: Frankliniella occidentalis (western flower thrips)
Lineage: Eukaryota; Metazoa; Arthropoda; Insecta; Thysanoptera; Thripidae
Gene: Dhrs4
Product: dehydrogenase/reductase SDR family member 4
Exons: 7
Coding region: 142-1011 (289 amino acids)
Molecular function (GO): carbonyl reductase (NADPH) activity
Source: RefSeq, a predicted model, not a curated record
GGGGGGGGAGGAGAUGAGGUGACCAGGGUGUGGGUUUGACACUGGCACGAAAGAUCGCCUCAGCGAGUCUCUCGCUUUCUGAAGAUUGGCGGACUCAAUCAUACAAUUUCACUCAAAGCUGAAGCACUAAACUGUAUUCCGAUGAGCUUAGGCCGGUUCUCAAGGUUGUCCAUGAUGACAGGCAGAAAUGUCCAAGCUGCUGUAAACAUGACAACAGGUGUUUUAAAAUAUUCGACACUGCAGGGUUCCAGCUCCAAGCUGGCCGGCAAAGUAGCCAUCGUCACCGCUUCAACCGAUGGGAUUGGAUUUGCAAUUGCUCGUCGUCUUCUUAAAGAUGGUGCCAGUGUUGUUGUUUCAAGCCGCAAGCAACAAAAUGUUGACGAUGCAGUAAUGAAACUUCAGACUGAGGGUCUUAAAGCGGUCAGUGGAAUUGUGUGUCAUGUUGGGAAGAAAGAUGAUCGAACUAAGCUGUUUGAUGAGGCUGUAAAUAAAUUUGGUGGACUAGAUAUUUUAAUAUCAAAUGCUGCUGCUAAUCCAGCUGUUGGUGCUGUUUUAGAUUGUGAUGAAGAUGCAUGGGACAAAAUUUUUGAUAUAAAUGUUAAGUCAGCAUUCCUGCUGUCCAAAGAAGCUCUCCCUCUUCUUCGUAAGCGUGGUGGUGGAUCAAUAGUUUAUGUGGCUUCAAUUGCUGGUCUACAACCCUUUCCGGUUCUCGGGGCCUAUUCAGUUAGUAAGACAGCAUUACUUGGUUUAACGAAGGCUGCAGCUCAGUCUCUGGCAACUGAAAACAUUCGUGUUAAUUGCCUUGCUCCAGGAAUAAUAAAAACACGCUUUGCUCAAGCUAUAACUGAUCCUGAUGCAUCUCGCGAUAUUGCUCUUCAAUCUAUUCCCAUGCAAAGGUUUGGUGUGCCAGAUGAAAUGGGUGGUGUGGUGGCAUUUUUGUGCUCUGAAGAUGCUGCAUAUAUUACAGGGGAAACCAUUGUUGCUUCAGGUGGUAUGCAAUCCAGAUUGUAAUUGUUGUACUUAUUCAAAAUUAAUAUCUUAUCAUGGCAAAAAGUUUGAUUGAUUAAAGUUUUUAAGAGAAGAUUCUUUAUAAA